GCGGCGCGGCGAUGGGGCCCGGGCGGUGAUGGCGGAGCUGCGGCAGGAGGCGGUGGUGGGAUUCCUGGCUUCGCGGGGCGGGCGGGCGCCGAACGCGGAGCUGCUGGAGCAUUUCCGCGAGUGGCUCAGCCCCGCGGAGCGCGACAGCCGCGACGCCGCUCGCCGGCGGUUCAAAGAGCUGGUCAACGCCGUGGCCACCGUGCGCCAGGAGCCCGGCACCGGCGUCAAAUACGUGCAUCUCCGCCGCCGCUUCUGCCCGCCGGAGGCUCCCCGCGCCGCCACGACCCCCGGGGAGAAGGAGGAGGGCGCUGCUGGGGACGCCGAGGAUGCUCCGGCGUCGGGCGGGGAUGCGGGCGGCCGCGCUCCCCCUGCGGCGGGGCGGCGGGGCGAGCCCCCCCGCGCGGGCGGCGGGCAGCGCCGGGGCUCCCGGCGGGGCGGCGAGGACGAGGAGGCGGCGGCGGGGGGCGGCGGGCGGCGUGGCCAGCGGGAGCCGCAGCGCUCGCCCCAGCCCAAGCGCGGAGCGGUGACCCGCGGCCGCGACUCGGACAGUGCCUCGGUGGCGUCCGAGGAGGAGGGAAGCACCGGCGGGUCGGUGGCUUUGGACCCGCUGGAGCACGCCUGGAUGCUAUCGGCUUCUGACGGGCGGUGGGAGAGCCUGGAGGGGCUGCUGAGCUGCGAGCCGGCGCUGCUCUGCAAGAGGGACUUCAUCACCGGGUUCACGGUGCUGCACUGGGCCGCCAAGCACGGGCGGCAGGAGCUCCUGGCCACCUUGGUCAACUUCGCCCAGAGGCACCGGCUGCCCGUGGACAUCAACGCCCGCACGAGCGGCGGGCACACGGCGCUGCACAUCGCCGCCAUGCACGGACACGCCGAGGUGGUGAAGCUGCUGGUGGGAGCCUUCGACGCCGAUGUGGACAUCCGAGACUACAGCGGGCGGAAAGCUGCGCAGUACCUGCACCAGGGCACCUCGGGGGACAUGAGGAGCCUGGUGGGAGCUUUGGACGAAGAGGAGGAGGAGGAGGACGGGGAGGAAGGGGCCGCCGGGAAUGGGAGCGGGCGCUGGAGGCUUUCCAAGGUGUUGCCUUCCAACCUCAUCGGCUACCGGCUCUCCCACCACCACCAUCACCAUCACAGCGCUGGGGAUGAAGCUGAGGGCACCGAAGGGGCAGCGGUGCCAGGCAAGGGCAAGGAGAUGGCCAGGAAAGCCUCCGGCAGCGGGCGGAUGAAGCCACGGCUUAAUAAGAUCCGCUUCAGGACUCAGAUCAUCCACAACACGCCCUCCUUUCGCGGUGACGCCGAAGAAGAAGAGCAGGAGGAAAAAUCCCUGAAAGCAUCAUUCAAGCUCAGGCCAAAGUCCAAUGUCUUUGGAUAAGACUGGGGAGCCAGAGGUCUGGGAGGUGGGCAUAUGGACCGAAGUGCCCUAGGGUGUAGUGCAGAAGGUGAGGCAGGUACCAGCGGGUGCUCGUCUAGACUUCUGUGCUCCAGGGACAUGGGUCCCGAGUAUCUUCCUCUAACUCGGUUUGGUGGGUCCAGUGAGCCCGGUGGGUCAACGGGGCUCUGGUAGCUUACAACUCCUGAGGGCAGCAGCUUCAGCUGGGCCCUCGGUGAUGAAAUGAGAGGUAGGAAAUGUAUAGAGAAACACUGGGUUGUUCAAAAGCUGCAAAAGCUUUCUCUCUAAAGGCAGGCUUUGGGGUUGGAAACCUGAAUUAGAGAAUCAACUAGGAUUAGCAAGUUGAGGGGGGGAAGGAAAAGUGCAAAUGCUCUACUCUUAUUAACUGGUACUGUAAACUACUUACAAACAACUUGCUAUGUAAGAACAUCUCAGUAAUAUGCAAACAUACUCUAAGUUUCUCUUUAACAGCAAUACCACCUUGGCACAGUGUGGAGUUGGGUACCCAAAAUGAGAUGGUAGAUAGUGGUUUCCUGUCAGAAUCCAGGCUUUGAUCCAGCAAAGACUUAAGUCUGUGUUGACUUUAUGCAUUUCAAAAUUGAAAAUUGCCUGAUUUAACAUCAUGAAUAUAGCAAGAAGAAGAAAAAAAAAAAAAAAGAAAAACCCAAUCCAAAUCCAUUGCACUGCAAAUAUUGAAUAAAGUUAUCCAUGGGCAUAAGUCUCUGCUGUCGGAGGUACUACUGAGCUUGCUUAUUGCUGUUGGAGUACUAAUAGAAGGUAAUGGAAGCGAAGAGUCUUUUUAUGUAUUUGGUAUCUUAUGUUUUGUCUUAGGCAAAGCAGUUUUAUUUUAAUCACUGUGAAUUCUCAAGUGCCAGACCUAGCGCAGUUCCACUUAUUAAGUCUGGUUCAUUCUUGUUGAUGUUGUUUGUGUCACUCACUGCAUUUAAUAUCAGAAAAUUGUGUUGUGUGAGCUACCUGUGAAAGUCAUUCUCUUUUAGAAAAGACCACAGACACCAUUGCAUGAAAUCUCCAUCAAACUAAUAUGGCCUUGUAGUGUAACAGAUCUAUGUUCACCAGUAACUUGUGUGCCAAUCCCUUCAACUCAUUUGUGCAGAAUUGGGGAGGGGGAGAAGGGAAAAAAAAAAAAAAAGGAGGAUGUGUGAAUUCACACGUAAAGUGAAUAGUCAUAACUCUGAAACUCUAUUCCUGUUUAUCCUCCUGAGGGAAGGCAGCAUAAUAACAUGUUAUAGUUAAGUGAUGGCAAUGGUGUUUGAGUUCUUUUAAACCUGUGUUUCUAGAGAAGUGAUAAGCAAGGUUUUGAACUGUUGUUUAACAAACUAGUAAGUCUUAAUCUGAUUGACAAGCCUAUCCAUUUGCUAAAGCUUUCAGAAAUCUUGAUUCUUGUAUCUCUGCUUUAAAGGUACAAUUCCAGUGAAAUCUAGGAGGCAGGUUUGUAUCCAGACUAGGCUUUCCUAAGAAUAAGGUAUUGAACUGACCGUGAAUCCUGAAUGCUGCUCAAGGUAGAAGCUUAUCUGUGCAUAAAAGGUAUGGCCGAUUUCAAUGCAACAUUUGUCAAAGCAUGUUUUGAGUUGGCUUCCUCAGAAUGUGUAUGCAUGUCUGGCCUGUAACUAACCAAAAGCAAAUAGGCUUUGACAUGUUAAAAUCCAAAUUUGAUACACUGAUUAAAUGCAUGCCACAAGCUGCAGAAUGCCUCACAGGGAAACUGCUGCUGGGAGUUGUACGCUUUCAAGGUAACACUAUAGCUGUUGCUGGUGGCUUACUUUUCUUGUAGCAACAGGGGAAGGGAGUGCUAGCGAUUCCUUGGUUUCAGACUUCCUGUGCAGAUAAAUUACCAAUUUCUGGUCUUUGUGUCAAAACUUGAUAAAUGACAAUAUUUGCAUAGGCAUGCAAGCCACGCAUCACUAGUCUGGGAAAAGUUACAUGAAAAAAAAAUUAUCUCUGCAUAGGUGCUGGUCAUUGCUUUUGUGCUAAAAGACUAGAAAUUAUACAGAGGUUCAGCUUUAGUUUAUAAUUUAUAAGCUAUAAUAUUAUAGAUUUCAUGUGCCUUCAUUUUGGGUUGAUUGCCACAAAUGUGAUGGAUACAUUCAGUCUUGCAAAGCACUUUGUCUUUAUAUCUGUGGGACAGGACCAGGAAUUUUCCCUCAGCCCUUCCCAUUUAAGAUGUAAACUUGUACAACAGUGAGGUAUAUGAAAGCUGGGGGGGGGAAUCAUACACAUUAUACUGUAGAGCUAAUUAUUUUGUAAUGGAGAACAUAAUUAAACGUGUAAGUCUUAAACUUCCUUCACUCUGGAAGAUAAAUAGCUGUUUAGGCUUCUGUAGAAAGGAAGUUUUCUGACUGAAGAUUUGCAACGAGAGCUUUCUUCAGCAUGGCACAUCUGAAGUGAACAGGUACUCCAUACAACUACCUGUGUCCAAACCUCAUUAAAGUAACUUUCUGCUUUGAGAGUUUAUAGUUCUUUAAUAUGAACUGUUGAAGUGUUUAUCUCUUCACAUACAAAUAGCAAAGAAUUGCACAAAAAUACUGUCUUAGAUAGUUGUUGGGGUCUAGGGAAAUAAUUUGGAUGUUUCAGUGCUUUGGGAUUUGGAAUAUAGCACAGUUUGGUUUUAGGAGACUAACUGGAACAGUCUUAGCUUGCAUAGUACAGUAGAACUUCAUUAAUUACUAAGGGAACUUGAAAAAUGGUAAAAAGAUGCCUCGUUCAUAGCUUGUUCUCUGAAGUAUCAAAGUGAAACUGUUAGUCCACUCAUACCGUUUAGCUGUCAAUUAAUGGAAUUUCACCAUAAUGUCCAAAGGUCUCUGCGAGGUGGGGUUCAACAAAGCAAACAUCUCUGCUGAUGUUUGAGAUGUAUUGACCAAUGGCUAGAUAACCACUAGUGUCUGUCUGCGCUAUGGGACUAAAGCACUUUGAUUUCGCAUUACCACUUGUCACAUUCCACAUGGUUACUUUUUAUAACAUGAGCUAAAACUUAAGUUUUGUUUGGAGAUAGGAAAGGCUUGAUGCCCUGUUGCAGAAUAUUUACAGUCUAAAGGUACUCUCUAGUCAAAUAUUUUGGAUACGUUGCCUACAUAGGUGUGAAUUUGAAAUAAAGUUGUAUGGUACAGAAAACUGGAGCACUUACUGGUGUCUUUUCAGUGGUAUGCCUGAAGUUACUGAAUGUGUAUGCUCACUUUUUAAUGAUGGUGUGUUAAGGUAGCAAGACUGUAAUGUAGAUAUUUGAUAUCUUUUAUUGUAUUUUAUGUUUGAUUUUUUUUUUUAAAGGCCUGGAAGCCUGUCAGUUUUUAUUAAUGCAGGUUUUUAUGGGUGCCUUUCUGAAUGGUUGUGAGUAAGAAUCUGUAAGCUUAAGUUUUACUUAAAUAAAAAGAGCCCAUGAAUUGUUUAUGUUGAAUCAAUUUCUGUGCACUUCAUAUGUAGAUGCUACUCGCAUAUUGGCUGUUAAAACUACGUCCCAUUUUGGUGGGGACUUUUUAUUAUCAAAAUGUCUGAUAUCAUCUAACGCUCGAAGAGUAGGACGCAGAAGGAAUACAGUUGAGUUGUUUUUGCAAGACCGUAACAUUUUUCUUUGGCAGUUAGUCUCUAAUAGCUCAUGUCUAAGUAAAUGAAGACACAACAGAAUUUUUUUGUGGAGAAGUUUGUCUUAAUAAGGGCCUGGGAGAAUGGCAUGCUUAACUUAAAAUAGCAUCCUGACCUUAUUUCUUUGCAGCUAAAUAUCUCUGACUCCAGGAAGACUAACACUAGUUUGGGUCACUAUGUAAAGGUCAAUACCUAAUUUAAAAAGGUUUAAGAUUAAGGGGUUUUGUCAUAUGUCUUAACUACACCUGACUGCUUCUCUAAAGGGGAGUUUCAUUUCAUGACCGUGACAGACUGGGAUUUGGUAUAUCUAAACAUGCCUUCAAUUCAUUGUCU
Messenger RNA from Cuculus canorus (common cuckoo), 5317 nucleotides. It is a transcript of the gene SOWAHC, whose product is annotated as sosondowah ankyrin repeat domain family member C. The transcript has a single exon. Gene Ontology annotation, molecular function: protein binding. The record is from RefSeq and is a predicted model, not a curated record. NCBI's taxonomy places the organism in Eukaryota, Metazoa, Chordata, Aves, Cuculiformes, Cuculidae. Bases 29 to 1372 code for a protein of 447 amino acids.